GUCAGGUCAAGUCAUCAUGGCCAUUAGGCUGAUGGUUGAGGCAUUGCAAACCUUAUCCAUGGCUACGUCGUUUACAUUCCUUACCUCGUAAUAUCCACCGUGAAUCAAGGCCUGCGUUUUCAUAUUCCACAAAUAUUCUGUGUUUUUAAGAUAUAUUCUUCCGUGGUCGCCUCAGCCACUUACAGUAUUGUCCUUUCCUCUUGUCGUAGAAAAUUGAACAUUCUACAACAUCUAAGGAGUACCUGGGUAUGAUUCACGGCUCCUCGACCACUCACAACAUGCCCACCUCUACAAAUCCCGCCAUCACGGCCUACCGGGUAUACCACAUGGGCCAAGCCAAACUCGACAAUGAAUGUCGUCGACAGACACCAGACCUCCACAGAAUAGUAGCUCAUGCAUCACUCGUCGACAGCGUCCGGCGCUGGUCUCGUGACCUCGCCGAGCCAUCCGAGACAGUCCUCGUCGACUCCAGUUCCGACGAAGAUUCCGAUCCUUUCGAGGACUGCUUUGAAGAAGAAGACGACGACGACAAAGACCCUGUCAAGUCAGGCGACGUAGCCAUCUUUGACUGCGACGGCGACGGCGACGCUGAAGACGAAGACCAUCAUGUCAUCAACUCUCAAUCCCAAAGCAAAUCUUUCGAAAUCAACGCCGGCAUCGUACACCACGUCCAGAACGAGAAAAAGACACAAUCAAGAACUCCACUCAGCCCGAAGAGACGGCCUCCUCCACCGCCGUCAUCAAAGUACGAAUUCAAGGAUCAACCUUGGAGGCAGAAUCGGCCGAUCACGGUCAGUGAGACCGCCAUUGAGGUCGACGAGGACGAUUGAGGUUUUUGGCGCUGAUGCGAGGGCUGGUUCUUCACCUCUACAAAAGAGCAGGACGACAAAAAGGUUCCUGAUUAUUAUUGAUACCCACGACUUUUUACGAUUCAAAAACGCUACGAACGUUACGACACGAGUUGAAUGAUUCAUGUUGAGCACGACGGGCCGCAGGAGGUCCGUCGAGAGCUCCGAGUCAGUCCCGUUUUUGGCUACGCUUCGAUCCAAGCAAUGAUCUGUCUACAGUGCCAACCCAGUAGUCGUGGUUAUGUGAAGCCAGCCUGGGAAAACAUUGGGCACACUCACGAGCUCGUACAAUUACGGUCGGUCCGGAGUACGAAGUACUUUCAUAUGAAUUCCAGCUUCUGCCGGAUCUAACAUCCGCUAUCUGGGACAUGAAGAGUCGUGAGAUUGUCGGCCUUGGUGGCAAACGAGGGGCAGAUCAGGUAUGUGCUGGAGACGGAUCCGAAGUGUACCUAGGUAGACGAUUGUACAAUACGAAGAUUUACAGUCAAUAUAUCUAAUCCUCUAGUCAAACCAAAA
This is a messenger RNA of Exophiala xenobiotica, 1364 nucleotides long. RefSeq lists its product as uncharacterized. The record is from RefSeq and is a predicted model, not a curated record. NCBI's taxonomy places the organism in Eukaryota, Fungi, Ascomycota, Eurotiomycetes, Chaetothyriales, Herpotrichiellaceae. The transcript has a single exon. The coding region runs from base 249 to 830 and encodes 193 amino acids.